Molecule: messenger RNA, 477 nt
Organism: Acytostelium subglobosum LB1
Lineage: Eukaryota; Evosea; Eumycetozoa; Acytosteliales; Acytosteliaceae
Exons: 1
Coding region: 1-477 (158 amino acids)
Source: RefSeq, a predicted model, not a curated record
AUGUAUGUCGUGCCACCUCCAUUGCUUGGAGUGUACUCAUUCGCCUUGAUCUUGUCCAUAAUGUUGAGUAGAGUAGUGUCGCCAACAUGUAGUGAACGAGGUAUCAUGGCGUCGGGGUCGCCCUGCCUCAGCAAUUGUUCAGGGCAUUGUUCGAGAGCACGUGAGAAGAACUUUGUUGACUGGAAUGCAUCGUCAUUGAACACUGAUGAUGGUAAAUGUACCACAGCAUACUGUAGCAGUCUUGACUCUGGUAUUCUCAGUAGUCUACCAUGCCAUCUUUCCAACAACUCAGUCAUUGUCAUUGGUAAUACCAUUGAGGAUUGUGAAGUGGUCGUCGUCGUCGUCGUAGUAGUGGAAGUGGUAGUAAUAGUGUCCACAUCGAUUGGAUCCAAAUCACCAUUACUACUACUACCAUUUGUAGUUGUACUUGUACUUGUGCAAGUGUCGUCGGACAUUGUUUAUCUGUUUGAUGGAUGA